UUUUGCUGAGGGUUGAGGAAAGCCGCGAGAAAAUUCGUGGCUGAGAUUGCUCGGGAACCCGUCGAGGAGACUAGGCCGCCUCCGCUUACGGCCGCCGCUUCUUCCUUCUCCGGUCGCCAUUGCCGUCGACCUCCUCUUCCAUCCGAGAAGAGGCUUUUAGUGGGGAUGGCUUAGUGCUCGUGAUGCCCCAUAGUUGUCGCCUGAGGUGUUUUCGAGCUUCUGCUACCUAAGGUUUCAGUUGUCGGCCCCUCUUUUGUUGUCGAUCUCUUGUUUUCUUUUGGGUGUAGAUCAAGGCGACUGGACUGAUUGGGAUCAGGAGUGAGACACUUGCUGCUCCAAAUCGAGCAUCUGGUUAGAGACAUUGAGGGUGGAUUUGUUUUUUGUUCGCGCUGCUUCAUCGAUUCGAGAUAAGAGUAUGGAAGGGAACUCCUCCGAUGAAGAGUUGAGUGUUAUUAAGAAAAGGAAGCCAUAUACGAUCACUAAGCAAAGGGAGAAGUGGACUCAGGAAGAGCACACCCGCUUUCUCGAAGCUUUGAAACUCUAUGGGAGAGCAUGGCAACGCAUUGAAGAACAUAUUGGCACAAAGACGGCAGUACAAAUUAGGAGUCAUGCACAAAAGUUCUUCACUAAGCUUGAAAAAGAAGCAGUUGAGAAAGGUAUUGCCCCAGGACAAGUUCAUGAUAUAGAUAUACCUCCUCCAAGACCUAAAAGAAAAUCAAGCAGUCCAUAUCCAAGAAAGUCCAGCAUUGGCACUCUCGCUUUGGAAGAAGCAAUGAGCAGAAAACCAGAAAAAUCAAUGCCUCUCCUUGGCGAAAAUCAAGUAAUAGACAUCAAAAGUGAUUCUUCUGGAGAGAAGUUAAUGGCAAUACAGAAAUUAUCAAGAAAAAGGAUUUCAGAAGAUGCCAAUUGCUCAGAAGUUGUUAAUGCAUUUAAAGAUGCAAAAUCUAAUUCCAUCUCUUCUUUAAACAAGAUCUCUUCCAGCCAUAGUGCAUUUAUUGAAUUCUUGCCAACUACUAAGGAGAUAAUGGCGGAGAAGAUUGCAACUAACAAGUCUUCAGCUCCUCUUGAAAAUAGUAAAUCUUUUAUAGAAGAAGAAACUGAAGGACGCCUAAGAAAGUUUUCACAGCAGCAAAGCAAUUUGGGUCUAGAAGAUGAAGGAAAAACAUCAAAACUUGAAGGGCUGACAAUACUAGAUUCAUCUAAAGGUGAUCAAACCAAUGCAAAUAAGUCUACUAUGCAUGUUAGCAAUUGUAGACAGAGCAUGCAAAUUGAUGCAUCUGAUAGCCAGAACCCUUUUUCACUAACUGACCAAGUAGGUGACGAAGCAAAUGGAAGCCUGGCUUCUACUAUACCAGUCCAGGAUGCAUCGACAAUCAGUUAUUUUCAUCAGCCGCAUACAGCCUCUGUACCUCUUACCCAUCUCCACGAUGAUCAAGAUGUGUAUAGGUCAUUCUUCAACUCAUCCACAUUUCCAAGUCUUAUUGUUUCUACCUUGCUACAAAAUCCAGCAGUUCAUGCUGCAGCAAACCUUGCCGCAUCAUUCUGCCCAUCUACAGUGCUUCCUUCAACCCAGUAUAUCCCAGAAGCUCAUAAUGCACAUAUGAAUCCAACUCCAAGCUUGGAGGCUAUAGCUGCUGCUACAGUUUCUGCUGCAGCUGCUUGGUGGGCAACUCAGGGUCUAUUGCCGUGUUUUCCUCCUCUUGCUGGUUUUGCAUUUUCUCCUCCAAACAUAAAUGUUCCCUGUACAGGCAUAUCACUUCCAGUUCAUGUUACAGCUGAUGACAAUUUUCCAAAAGAGAUGCAGCAAAUUGAAGAUCAACAUAAGUCUGAGGCUAUAAAACCUCAGCAUGCCUCUUCUAAAUCAAUGUCAUCGUCUUCUUCUGGCUCUGAUGAUUGUGAUGGAAGAGAUGAGAUUUCUAAGGAACUUAAAGACACUGGAUCCAGCAAGAUAAAGACAUUAGCAGCUCACAGAUCUUCUGAUUUAGAUAAGGCUAUGAAUCAGAAGAAAGUGGAUCGCUCUUCUUGUGGAUCCAAUACGGCAUCAAGUAGUGAAGUAGAAACAUACACCAUGGAGAAGAAACAUGAAAAAGUGAAUGACGAGGGGAAAAAAGACUACGACAAUUUUUCAAAAUGUGGGUUCAACAAUUACAGGCUCAGAAGUAGCGGAAGUUUAAAUGAAUCCUUGAAGGUCUCUUCAGAGGGUCGACUAGCCUUCCAAGCAUUGUUUGAUCGAGAAGUACUUCCACAAAGUUUUUCACCUCCACAAACUGAGAAAGCUACCACUUUGAGAAAGAAGGAAACCAGUGAAUCAAAAGUUAAUCACAAGAACACCGUAUGUUGUUCAACUAAUCUGAACCAACAAGGCGACAAGUCAAAGGAAGAAAUGUAUAUAGUACAUGAAAAGCGCAAGGUUCAUCAAUCAGGGUUUAAGCCUUAUAGGAGGUGUUCAGUAGAAGCUGAAAGCAACGCAUUAGCUGAAGGAGCUGGUAGCAAAAGGAUUCGUCUGCAAGGAGAAGCUUCCUCUUGACUACAUGCUCACAAAGAAUCGUUCGUCUUCUCCUAUGUUGUUCUAUGAUUUCACAGAUGGUACCAUAAAAUUUUAGAACUCAUCUAAUUAUAUUCUUAAUUCAUCCAGCAGACCUCCCACUUGGUAAACUACUCAAGAACCUGUAUUUAAGCAAACUAAACUAAACUAAAUAAUUUUUUUCAAUGCUGUUUGUGACAUGGUCAAAUUGAAAUUAUAUAACGGCAAGUGCUUGUUCUA
This is a messenger RNA of Zingiber officinale, 2764 nucleotides long. RefSeq names its product protein LHY-like. NCBI's taxonomy places the organism in Eukaryota, Viridiplantae, Streptophyta, Magnoliopsida, Zingiberales, Zingiberaceae. The coding region runs from base 416 to 2527 and encodes 703 amino acids. The transcript has 8 exons. The record is from RefSeq and is a predicted model, not a curated record. Gene Ontology annotation, molecular function: DNA binding.